Molecule: messenger RNA, 888 nt
Organism: Punica granatum (pomegranate)
Lineage: Eukaryota; Viridiplantae; Streptophyta; Magnoliopsida; Myrtales; Lythraceae
Source: RefSeq, a predicted model, not a curated record
AUGGUCACGGGCCAUGUUAAUUGCGCUUCAGGCAAGAAACAAGUUGGCUUUAUCGACUGCUCUCUCGAGAAACCAAGAGACGAUGACCCUCUCAAAGAAAGGUGGGAAAAAUGUAAUUUCAUGGUCUUGGCGUGGAUGUUUAACACCAUGGAAGGAAGUCUCCAAGCCACCGUAGCUUACGCAGUGGACGCUAGAAGCUCGUGGGACGAUCUCAAGGAGAGAUUUUAUGAAGGAAAUCAAUCUAGGGUUUUUCAAAUCAAGAUCGAUAUUUGUCUUCUCAAGCAAGAAGGGUUGAGUGUUCAGGAUUACUAUGGCAAACUGAAAUUGCUGUGGGAUGAGUUAGAAUUCUACUUGGAACACCGAGGUUGUAGCUGCGGGGCGAGCUCCAUGAUUGUGGCACACGGGGAAGCGGAGAAGUGUUAUCAAGUCCUUAUGGGACUUACCUCGGAAUUUAACACAAUCCGGUUAACAAUUCUCAGCAUAGAACCAUUACCGAACCUGAAUAAGGUGUACAAGAUGGUGGCGAGCGAGAAGCGGCAGAAGAUGGUUGCACGGUCCCGAGAAGCUGUCCCUGAAUCGGCCGUCUUUCUUGCCAAAGAAGAAACAGAGCACAGGCGAGCUGGAAUGAACAGAUUGCAGAGCUUUGGGGAGGGGAGAGCAACUUGCAGUCACUGUGGGAAGCUGGGCCACACAAGGAAUACAUGUUGUGCCCUUAUCGGAUACCCGACCUGGCACUCCAAGUCCAAAUCGAAUUCAGGAAAAGUACCGAACAAGGACAGAACAAGCAAAGCGGUGGGUUGUAAGGGAAAGCCCAAACCCAGCAGGGCCCGGACCGAGCGAACGCUGCCCAGACAGUGUAGAGGACAAGCUUGCGAGCCGAGCACUUAG